Messenger RNA from Linum trigynum, 2214 nucleotides. The record is from the annotation of a GenBank genome assembly. NCBI's taxonomy places the organism in Eukaryota, Viridiplantae, Streptophyta, Magnoliopsida, Malpighiales, Linaceae.
GAGCCCACUGUGAACCGUCGGUUGAAGAGGGUAGUACAGCUUUAUUAUCUUAGACUAUGAAAUUGCCCAUAAUUGACAAGAAGAGCACCUAUAUUUGGGCCAUCUUUUAAACCCAUUACCUAACAACAGGACACAUGUUUUUAAUUCCUUCACGUACGCGAUGUGACCAUACCUCUCCUUCAUUCAUUGCGAAUCGUACAUCUGUAGAGAUCCAGAAAGCCAACAGCCUGCGUUUUUGCAUGCUUGAGAUCUCCCCCUAUAAAUAGUGGCCAGCAGCAGGUGGUUUUUCAACACAACACAACCAGAAUAGAACUUGUUCAAGCAAAUUGGAUCAAAAAAUGCAGGCCAAGGCUCCCACUUAUGACGACAAGCUGAUUCAACACUAUGUUCCAACUUUCGUCAUGCUCCCAUUGGGAGUAGUUACCGCUGAGAAUGUGUUUGAGAACAAGGAUAAGCUGGAGAAGCAACUGAAGGAGCUCAAGGCCGCGGCGGGGAUCGACGGGGUCAUGGUGGAUGUAUGGUGGGGGAUCAUCGAAGCCAAAGGCCCCAAGCAAUACGACUGGAGCGGUUACAGGGAGCUGUUCCUGCUGCUCAAGGAGCUGGACCUCAAAAUCCAAGCCAUCAUGUCGUUUCAUCAGUGUGGUGGCAAUGUUGGAGACAAUGUCUUCAUCCCUCUUCCUCCAUGGGUGCUCAAAGUUGGGGAGACGAACCCUGAUAUCUUCUACACCAACAGGAGUGGUGUAAGGAACAAGGAGUAUCUCUCCCUUGGCGUGGAUCACAUGCCCCUUUUCGCUGGCCGCACCCCUGUACAGAUUUAUGGUGAUUACAUGAAGAGCUUCAGGGAGAGCAUGGCGGAUUUCUUUGAAUUGGGGCUGAUAAUCGACAUUGAAGUUGGGCUUGGUCCUGCUGGGGAGCUCAGAUACCCUUCUUACCCUGAAACACAAGGAUGGGUUUUCCCUGGGAUUGGAGAAUUUCAGUGCUAUGACAAGUACCUGGCAGCAGAUUUCAAAGCUGCUGCAGCAAAAGCAGGGCACCCUGAGUGGGAAUUGCCUGAUGAUGCAGGGGAAUACAACAAUACACCUGACCAAACACCCUUCUUCAGAUCGAACAACGGCACUUACCUCGCCGAGAAGGGCAAGUUUUUCCUAACCUGGUACUCCACCAAGUUGCUGCUCCAUGGCGACGACAUCAUCGAUGAAGCCAACAAGGCCUUCCUGGGCUGCAAGGUCAAAUUGGCAGCUAAGGUUUCAGGAAUCCACUGGUGGUACACUGAUCCAAGCCACGCCGCGGAGCUCACAGCAGGCUACUACAACUUGCCCGAUCGAGAUGGAUACCGUCCUGUCGCAAGGAUGCUGUCUAGGCACUAUGGGGUUCUCAACUUCACUUGCCUGGAAAUGAGGAACUCCGAGCAGUCUGCUGAUGCCAAAAGUGCACCUCAGGAACUCGUUCAGAUGGUAUUGAGCGACGGAUGGAAGGAAGGGAUCGAGGUGGCGGGAGAGAAUGCCCUGGCCAGGUACGACGCAAAUGGCUACAAUCAGAUCCUUCUCAACGCGAGGCCUAAUGGCGUCCGACCGGCCAAGGAAGGAGAGAAGAAGCUGAGGAUGUAUGGUGUCACAAUCCUUCGGUUGACGGAUGAUCUUAUGAUUCCUAACAACUUUGAUUUGUUCAAGAAGUUCGUCAGGAAAAUGCAUGCUGAUCAGGAAUACUGUGGGGAAGUGAGCAAGUACGGGCAUGAGAUUGGGGCACUGAAGCGAUCGAAGCCAAAGGCGAGGCUGGAAGAGCAGUUGGUGGAGGCUACGAAGCCAUCGCCGGCGUUCCCUUGGGAUGGCGAAACCGAUAUGCCGGUGGCAUGAUUAAUAAGACUACUGAAGAAAGUUGUGUCUCUAUGUUUUGGACCGAUCACUGUGGCAAGGCUGGAAUGAUUGAUCAAUUUGAAACGCCCUAUUGUUUGGGUUGUCAAUUUCAUCAAUUGUAUUAUUAAAUAAAGGCCAGAGACCAUGGUCCACAUAAUAAAAUGAGCUUUUUAUUAUUAUAGCUCUAAGACGUCUAGCUUGAUUAUGUGAUAUUUUGAAUCAAAAUGUUGUAUUGUUUUGGUAUGUGGCAUAUUAUUUUUUAUGUCUGUUUGGAAUGUGGUAAUUGAGUCUAAUUGUCUUGUUUAAUAAAACAUUUACAUGUUUUCAUAUUUCACCACUUAAAUAAAGUAAAGAUGAGUGA